This is a messenger RNA of Symbiodinium sp. CCMP2592, 441 nucleotides long. The record is from the annotation of a GenBank genome assembly. NCBI's taxonomy places the organism in Eukaryota, Dinophyceae, Suessiales, Symbiodiniaceae.
AUGCUUAUGACCAUGGCCUUGAUCCACAAGGGCUUUGCUGUUCGGGCUGUGGAUGACUCCCAUGAUGUGGAUAGAUUGCCGCCUCUUCCUGCGCCGAGUUGCCCGCACGGUGGGACUCCCACACCAUGGGUCGAGGAAAGCGGUGGGUUGUGGUACACCCAUUCCUGUACCAAUGCUUGCAAAGUGAAGGCGCCAAAAAGCACGCCGGUCUGUUCCGAUGAUAUGGCUGAGUAUACCACGUGCAGGAGGAGCGCAGACGAUUGCGAAUGCUGGUGGUUGAAUACGGGGCCUUAUUGCGAGAACAUCGGGACCGUCCACCGCUUCGCGAAGUGCUGCGCGUUCGACCCGCAACAGUUCGUGGGCAAGGACUGCCACGCUUGCACUGACACCAGGGCAGACGGCAGUGCCAUUUGCAAUGACAAGGAUCCUUGUGCAAAAUGA